Molecule: messenger RNA, 2377 nt
Organism: Sycon ciliatum
Lineage: Eukaryota; Metazoa; Porifera; Calcarea; Leucosolenida; Sycettidae
Product: ectonucleoside triphosphate diphosphohydrolase 7-like
Exons: 9
Coding region: 264-1859 (531 amino acids)
Biological process (GO): UDP catabolic process
Cellular component (GO): Golgi apparatus
Molecular function (GO): UDP phosphatase activity; GDP phosphatase activity
Source: RefSeq, a predicted model, not a curated record
UAUGUCUUUGAGAAAUGAGAAUAUGAGAAGCAGGACGAAGGUGUGCGACGUUGGGACAGGGUGAAGACAUACUUGCGUAGCUGUGGGGAGGCCACUAUUCGUUGCUAGCUUCUGUUCCAAAUUCUGCCCGAAGUUUCAUCACUGAAUCCGAUUCAUACGAGCGUAUUCUCAUCAUAGAUGCAACAGUAAUUUAAAAUUAUUUCAGAUUUUUCUAUUUCACUAAUCUCGUUCGUGAUGCAACAAUAUUCUCAUGUAGAUUGUCUAUGACCACUGCCGAGUUGGAAUCUAAGCCCGCGAUGAGGAAUGUGAGGCUCAGAUCCACUGCGAUUUGCUGCAUGACGAUAGUGGUUCUCUUCAUUGUGAAUCUACCUGUGGCCAACGUCAGCAGGAUUGCCACCACAUCGAACACUGCAGAUGCUAAACGCUAUGCAAUUGUCAUUGAUGCUGGUAGCAGUGGAUCUCGAGUGUACGUUUACGAGUGGCCAUCAACGAGCAAUGGCCGGUCGCUGUUGUCUCUCAAGCAGAAAACUGAUGAGAACGGAAAGUUGGUUACAAUGAAAACUGAACCAGGCUUGUCCAGCUUUCGCAGCACACCCCAGCGGGCGUACUCAUCCCUCGUUCCCCUGCUGAAGCUAGCUGCCUCCCAUAUUCCUUCGGAACUGCAUCCCACUACGAAUAUUUACGUUCUCGGCACUGCUGGGUUGCGCUUGGUGCCCGCUAGGGAAAGAAAUGCCAUUCUUGCAGCGGUGUUCUCCCGUAUUCGUGCUCAGUACCGAUUCAACAUCCAAGCAGAUCACGUCAGGGUCAUUUCAGGGCAAAUGGAGGGUGUGUUUGGAUGGAUUGCUGUGAACUAUGCGCUGAGUCGGCUGUCCAGGUCGUCCGAUGGCAAUCAACUGGAGACUCAUGGCUUCAUAGAAAUGGGAGGUGCAUCGGAGCAAAUCGCCUACGAAGUGAAGAAUGAGGUUCUACCUGCAGAGGUCGGUAUGGAUAUUCAGCUUUGUCCACCAUCUGCCACAGCUUGUCUCAACUAUCAUCUUUAUGUCACAACCUUCUUAGGUUUCGGUGCCAACUCAGCAUACCAGAAAUAUAUCCAGAAGCUGGCGAAUCAAGCACGGUCUCAAACAAAAUCGCCUGUGAGUGUUGUGGAGGACCCGUGCCAGCCACGAAACAUGGCAGUAGCAGUCAAAGCCUCAGGCUCUCAGGUUGAAGUUUUAGCAGCUGGUGAGGAAGCUCUACCGGCAGGUACGAACAUAGAGCUGAAAGGCACUGGGCAGUUUGCGGCUUGUCGGAAGUCCUUGUUGCCGCUGCUGGAAGCAAGUCAAGAGGAGUACCAUUCCCUUGGUGGCGCAUAUCAGCCUCGCUUGCCACUGUCACGUAGCUUCUACGGCCUGUCAGAGUAUUGGUAUUGCAUGGAGGACAUCCUGGGGAUUGGCGGCCGCUACCAAUACCAGCGAUACGUACAAGCAAACCAAAAAUUCUGUGGUAUGGCAUGGGCAGAUAUAAAGAAAGAGAAGGAAAUCGACAAAAAGUACCCGAAAGCAGAUUCCAAUCGGUUGAGGCGUCAAUGUUUCAAGGCUGCCUGGCUGGCUGCGGUGUUGCACGAUGGGCAUCACUUCCCGGAGAAAUUUGACCACUUUCAAUCUGUGAGUGAGAUUGAUCACAGUGAGGUGCAGUGGACGCUCGGAGCGCUUGUCUACAAUCUACAUCGGCCUUCGUCUGACAGUAGUGGAGGCAUGCUUAAUCUGCCAUCAUACUCGACAUUGCCCUACAAACUCCUUCUGUUGGCUGCGUUUGUUUCUUUUCUUGUGGCAUUCCGAUCGUCUUGUCGGAAGCGACUGUCACAAUUCUUUUAUGGUUAGGGCUGUGUUUGUAUUCCAACUCCUCCAUCUUUGAAUUUAUUUUCUUACCCUUCUGCAAGCGGUUUCAUGUACUUCAAAGUUUAAAAAAAAUACUUUUUACCUGUUUUAUACUAUUUAUUAUAGUGUCCCAGGAUUGUCUGGUGUUCUAAUUCUAAUAGAUACUUUACUGGAGUUAUGCUGGAUACGCAACAUUCUUUUUUUUCUCACUUCCAGACUUCUGGUGCUAUGCACUCGAGCUAGAACGCAGUGCACAGGUCCUGUCGUUGUUUCUUGAUAUGUGUGUCUGUGUCCAACUUGAUCUGCAGCAUCACUUAUGAAUGCAGCCUUGAUGCAUGUAGGUUGUGCUUGAGAUACUCUCUCAGUUGAUUUUCCCCUGGGACAAUUCAAUAUUAUUUCAAUGGCGUAACCGGAAUGUACUCUUUGCCGCCCAUGUUACACCCUUCCUGCCACUUUCCUCCUUCUGUCUUCUAAUUGUUCAAGAAAGCCAUUGACUAUUGUUCCAAGUUUGUGUCAACCGU